Fopius arisanus is the source of this 964-nucleotide messenger RNA. RefSeq lists its product as uncharacterized. The record is from RefSeq and is a predicted model, not a curated record. The transcript has 3 exons. The coding region runs from base 85 to 549 and encodes 154 amino acids. Gene Ontology annotation, biological process: cilium organization. Lineage: Eukaryota; Metazoa; Arthropoda; Insecta; Hymenoptera; Braconidae.
CUGAGCCUCUACUUCAGUCAAUCCUCUCUGUUCGUAACUCUCGUGUCAAGUCAUAAAUAAUCUAUAAAUCACACACAAAACGUCAUGAAGACUCUGACAGUUGAUCCAUGGGGUCCAGCGGUGUCACAGAAUGAAGUCCCGACUUCCUUCGAGGAUUCCUUCGUCACAGCGCGGGCCGAUCUGAGGUUAGACGACUCUGAUCAAUACCUCCAGAGACUCUACUCUAGACUGCGUCAGGUUCAGGGUGGCACCUCCAAGAAGGACCUGGUGAAGUCCUUGUCUCAGGUAAAAGAGGACACGAUAGCUCGAUUAAUCACCAGUGGCAGGAGAUUAGACCCUGAAGAGGAGGCGAUCCUUGGGAGUAAUCCCUUGUUAAGACAUAUAACACCACAUCUUCAGGCGAUGACGGCCAGCGAAUUAGUCCACCUCUUGAAGGCCGAUGUUCUCCAAUCGUCAACAGACGAACAGCAAGAGACAAAUGUAAUCAUCACAGAUUCCACCGACACCGCAAUUCCCUCUCCCACUUCUUCCACCACUUCCUCUAAUUAAAUGUCCCAAAUUUUUAAUUCAAAUUGUAAUUAAGUGCAGCCCUUGGAGUGAAAGCUGUAUUAACCAGAAUCCUCUGUCUCGUGAAUAACUUCAUGAAAUCCUGACGCAAUAUUCAUACGGGAAAGCCGAUUGAACAGAUUUUCCCUUCCUGCGAGUUGCCAGAGACAAUAGCGUCUCGUCAAAUUUGCGGAGGAGUCGUUUCACGUAUGAAACUGGGUUAUCCCACCGAGUACAUAGGUUUUACCCCAUAACAUCCACCCUGAGAAUAUUUCGAGGGGUUGAUUCUUGACUGGGGCGUGGCUGGGACGUGCACUGAACACGUCUCAAUUACGAAUUCAGUUGAAUGAGUUGAGUAAAUGUUGUGAGAACCGAGUGGAUAAAAUAAUGUAAUCAAAUAAAAUGACAUUAAGCCGAA